AUGGGCAUUUGGAUCCUUCUCGGACUCAUCUUCUUUCUGCCGCUGGUCAUGUUCAUUGCCUGGAUGGCAUUGUCUUCCUGCUUGGGGGACAGCUUCCGAGCCAGCAUCGCCGGUGUAUCAUUGAAUCCGCGGCAAGCCUCCUUUGGUCGCAGCUACGCCAGGGGUCUGGGUUCUGGUACCGGCCAAGCCGGCUGGGAGCAAAUCGAGAUGGAAGAAAUGCUCGAGAACGCUGAAGACUCGGAUGAUGAGCGCUAA
Molecule: messenger RNA, 255 nt
Organism: Lasiodiplodia theobromae
Lineage: Eukaryota; Fungi; Ascomycota; Dothideomycetes; Botryosphaeriales; Botryosphaeriaceae
Product: Glutamine amidotransferase
Exons: 2
Coding region: 1-255 (84 amino acids)
Source: RefSeq, a predicted model, not a curated record